AUGACAAGGCAGAGGAUGGAUGAAUUGUUCAAGAGAAGAAAGUUAAACACUAGCAACAGCAACAAAACCGCCACUUAUGAAGAUGACGAAGAUAAUAAUAAUGCAUUGAACAAGACGUACGGUAUUGGUGCUAAAUUACUUUCCAAAAUGGGAUAUACCAUGGGUAAAGGUCUCGGGAAAGAUGGAGAAGGUAUUUCUGAACCUAUUCAAGUUGAACAAAGACCUGCUGUUGGUCAUGCUGGGUUAGGAAUGCUUUCGAUGGGAGCUAGAAAGUGGAGAAAGAAUACUCAGGACAACGACUAUUAUUCAGCGUUGGAUGAUGAUGAUAUAGGCCCUUCUUCUGGCGAUGAUAAUGAGACUUCCAAUGUGAAAAAUGUAGUCACUUUUCAAAGGAAGAAUCAUCAAAAAACUCGUGAUGAUGAAGAAAAUGCUGAUUUUAUCAGGAGGUUGCAAAAUUUGAGAUCAACUGAUGAUAAUUUUUUUGGUAUUCCAACCCAAAAAUUCGAACAAAUAUUGGAAUCGAAUAAACCAAUUUCCUCAAGUAAACGAUUGGCUUUAAAUGAAAUUGUUAACGAAUUGAUGUUGUUCCAAUCUGAGUCGAAAUCAUUAGAUUAUCAAAUUGAAGCACUACAAUCACAACUUGAAGAUUUGGAAGUAAAAGAGACGCUUUUUCAAGAUAUCAAAUCAUUGUGGAGUACUACAGAUAAUAAAAUAGAAACUGUUGCCCAAAAGAUAAGGAUUAUAGACGAUGAUUUACUUGUUGAUAAAUUAAUGGCCCAACUAUUUUCUGAGGUAUUUCUAAAAGACAUUGGAAAAUUAGAUAAUUGGAAUCCAUUAGAGAUUGAUAAUAUAAUCUUAAUGCAAUUGGAUCCAAUCGUUACGGAUUUAACAUAUAGAAUGGAUACUGAUUCUAAACAUUUAAAUCGUACACAAACAAUCGUUUUCAAAAUCAUUUUCAAUAAAUUAUUAGCAUAUAUUGAAAAUUUCCAAUUUACUAAAGAUGGCAUUAAUGAAAUAGUUUCAAUAUUAUUAGAUUAUGAAACAUUAUUAAGAUUUAUUGGAUGUUUUGAUUAUAUUAUGAUGAAAUAUGUACAACCUAGGAUUCUUGAACAAGUUAAAAAUUGGGAAUUACAAGAGGAAGCGACAUUCCCACCUCAUUUAUGGUUAUUUGAAUUUUUCGUGGUUAUUGAUGAGAAAACACGUCAAGAAAUUGAAAACAUUAUUGAAAAUAAAUUCGAGACAUAUUGUCGAAAUUGGUAUCAUCGAAUUUCUCAUCAUUUAAAUGAUUCUGAAUUAAUUUUCAUAAGAGAACUAAUAAGUGAGACGAAAUAUUAUGGAAUUACAAGAACACAUUUCAUAUUUAAGUUUUACAGGCAAGUUUGGGAUAAAUAUUUUGAUUUGAUUCAGACAUUGGGUGAGGAAGAUGAGGAUAAUAAAUGGGACUAUGAGUUUGAUGGAUCUAUAUAUGCAAUGAGGAAACUGCGACAAGAGAGGUAUCUUUUCAGCCCUGAAAUCUACAAGUUAUUUCUUACUUCUCUUUUCAAUGGAAUUAAUUUCAUUCUUUAUCAAUGGAUGAUAUAUUGUGAGAUUGAUGUAGAUAGACAAAAUGCGAAGCUAUGGCUUAAUGGUAUUGUUAAUGAAUUUUUCAUGAAUGGUCCUCCUCCUACAGAGUUUGAAUCUAAUGAAAUUAAGAAGUGCUUGAGUUUUUUAGAAAAUUGGGAUAUUGACAAAUCCAAACCUUUACAUAAUGAAAACUUUGAUUUAUAUGAUGAACUACAUAAACGUGGAGAUAUCGAUUCGAUAAAAUAUGUUGCUGAUGAUACAAAGGAAGGAGAAGAGGAGGAUGAGGAAUACACAGUACAAAACAUCCCAUUAAGGAAAAUAAAGCCCAGCUUUAAAGAUGUAGUUGAAGAUUAUUGUGAAGGGCAUGGCUAUAUAUUAAGAAAGAUACCAAAUAGUUUUUGUCAAUUACCAUAUGGUAAAGAUCAGAACGCACUUGUACCUGUAUUUGAAGUAGAGAAAAAUUCAGGAACUAUAUCAUUUAUAGCAAUGAAGGAUGAUAUUUUGUGGAUUAAACAUUCACAAAAUAAUUAUAUACCGUCAUAUUUAUGGGAAUUGUAA
Molecule: messenger RNA, 2121 nt
Organism: Naumovozyma dairenensis CBS 421
Lineage: Eukaryota; Fungi; Ascomycota; Saccharomycetes; Saccharomycetales; Saccharomycetaceae
Gene: SPP382
Product: mRNA splicing protein SPP382
Exons: 1
Coding region: 1-2121 (706 amino acids)
Biological process (GO): spliceosomal complex disassembly
Cellular component (GO): U2-type post-mRNA release spliceosomal complex
Molecular function (GO): nucleic acid binding
Source: RefSeq, a predicted model, not a curated record